Messenger RNA from Suillus paluster, 1049 nucleotides. RefSeq lists its product as uncharacterized. The transcript is spliced from 6 exons. The coding region runs from base 58 to 762 and encodes 234 amino acids. The record is from RefSeq and is a predicted model, not a curated record. Gene Ontology annotation, biological process: L-histidine biosynthetic process. Gene Ontology annotation, molecular function: ATP phosphoribosyltransferase activity. Gene Ontology annotation, cellular component: cytoplasm. Lineage: Eukaryota; Fungi; Basidiomycota; Agaricomycetes; Boletales; Suillaceae.
AGAUAAACUUGACCUCGAAAAGCGAUCACCGCAGAUCAUUUGCAAGUACAGUCCGACAUGCACAAGGAUCUGCUCAAUGGUCGACUUCUGUUCGCGAUCCCGAAGAAAGGACGAUUGCACGAAAAAUGUCUCGAGUUACUAUCCGGCGCCGACAUACAAUUCCGAAGACCCAACAGGCUUGACGUUUGCCUAGUGAUGAAUCACCCAAUAGCUCUCGUAUUCCUUCCAGCAGCGGAUAUACCAUCAUUCGUUGGAAACGGCGACGUUGACCUUGGAAUUACGGGCCACGAUGUCAUCCUUGAGGCCGAGAUGCAAGAUCAGGUCACCGAAAUUCAUCGUCUCGGGUUUGGAAAGUGCGCUUUGCAAGUUCAAACGCCAGAGAAUGGGCCGUUUAAAUCAGUUGAAGAUCUUGCUGGGAAACGCGUUGUUACAAGUUUUGAAAUCCUUGCGGGGGCGUACUUUGCCAAGAUCGAUGAGCAAUUGAACCUCACUGGUGAUAACAAAACGAAGAUCCAAUAUGUAGGAGGAAGUGUAGAGGCAGCUUGUGCUCUCGGACUCGCGGAUGGUAUAGUUGAUCUCGUUGGUAUGUUUUCGUCUCAUGCGGACGUGGAAAGAUCUGACAAUAUUUCAGAGUCCGGAGAUACAAUGCGAGCAGUCGGUUUGCACGCUGUCGCGACAGUACUGCAGACAGAAGCAGUACUCAUAAAAUCAAACGUUCCUCAUCGCGCCCAUCAUGCACCCUUGAUCGAUCUCAUCUCCUAGCCGAAUAGCCGGAGUUAUAGCUGCCGGAAAAUAUGUUGUCUGCGAAUAUAACAUCCGUAGAGAUUCUCUACCUCAAGCAACAGUUAUCACUCCCGGACGAAGAGCGCCUACGAUCAGUCCUCUCGAGGAAGAAGGUUGGGUUGCGGUCAGUAGUAUGGUUGAGAAGAAGAACAUUGCAACCUGCCAUGGAUGAACUGGUGAAGAUUGGUGCGGAGGAUAUACUGGUUUUCAAUCUAGAUAAUUGCAGAGUAUGAUGGCAUCAGCUUCAGUAUAGAUUCGUUGCUUUA